This is a messenger RNA of Ceratosolen solmsi marchali, 2647 nucleotides long. Its product is annotated as GATA zinc finger domain-containing protein 14-like. NCBI's taxonomy places the organism in Eukaryota, Metazoa, Arthropoda, Insecta, Hymenoptera, Agaonidae. The record is from RefSeq and is a predicted model, not a curated record. The transcript has 9 exons. Gene Ontology annotation, cellular component: extracellular region. Bases 398 to 2647 code for a protein of 749 amino acids.
CUAUUGCAAAUCUUGUUAAAAUCGAAACGCUCCGCAUACAUACAGUCUCAUGAUGUUGUAUCGACCAAUAAAAAUACUUAGCCAAAUAAAUCGAACAUGUGCUAGCAGAAGCAUGAAAUAAGGAGCCGCAUUUACUAUUUAAAUACGAUUUAAUAAAGUCUCAUUUUUCCAUAGUCAAUAGCAGGAAAAAAGCAUCGUAUUUUUAUUGCGAUUGAAAUCGCCGGGCAGCCAAUAGCAUAUAAUCCAUGCACAGAUGUAAGAAGUGUAGGCUCCUUUGAUUCGUAUGGUUUUGACGAUGCGGUUCCUAUUAAUAAAUCAUCGUGCGAAACUAUCGAUAAUCAAGCUUAUGAAAAAAUCAGUUCCCUAUUGAGAGGGAAAGAAGUUAGUUGCACCGUGAAUGAGCAAUACUAUGACCAAUUUGAAUGGAGUUAGGACAUUUGUACUCAUUGCGAUUUUUGUUGUGAGUAUACAGAAAGAUGGGGUCGAUGCAGGAAACGGAUGUGCCGGCUAUAAUAUUUACGAUAAUAAUGGGUUAUCAUGCAGCAUCAAAAAUGAGAUUGUCAAUCACCAUAAUUAUUUGCGACAGCAAGUGGCGAAUGGAUUAGUCAAUAAUCAACCUCGAGCUGCUAAUAUACAACAAAUGUACUGGGACGAGGAGCUGGCCAAAGGAGCCCAACAGUGGGCGAAUCAGUGCACCUUCGAGCAUAACAGCAACGCGGAUAGAAGAGAUGGGAGAUUCUCAGUCGGUCAAAAUAUUGGAGAAACAAUGAUGUCAGGCAGCCCGGAGAAGGUCAAACUUAUAGAAUUUACUAAACAAAUAACUAAUUGGUUCAAUGAGUUCAAAAUGUACGUGUUCGGAAAAAUUAAUUAUGAAAAUUAUUCAAAUACUGGACAUUAUACACAGGUAAUUUGGUCAAGCACUUACUUGGUAGGAUGUGGAUACAUUCGUUACAGUAAGCCAAACGAUAUGGUUAAUAAAUUUUACGUCUGUAAUUAUGGUCCAGCUGGUAAUAAUAUAAACAAUCAGCCUUAUAAAGUUGGGAAUACCUCAUGUGGUGGAAAUUUGGUGAAAUCAACUCAGUAUCCCGGACUUUGUAGUAUAAAAAAUCCAGUGACGGAUGCUUGCACUCCCAACAACGAAACAAAAAAUUCAAACUUAAACAAUAUGUCAUCAAAUUUGCAAAACUCAGAAAUGCAAGACAAUAAUAAUAAUAAUCAAAAAACAAAUAUAAACAUACAUGUGAACCAGAACAACAUUCCUAAUGGAAAUUCAUUGGAAACACUCAAAGAUGAUAAGGUUGCAGAAAAUAACAAAACGAAUAAUAAUAACCAAGAAAACUCGAACGUUACAGAUUACAAUUUGCGAAAAUUUGGAAGGGAAUGGACGCUUAGACAUUACAAUGGAAAUACCAAGGAGAAUAUGGAUGGAAUGAGUCAUUCCCAUGGAAGUGCGAUGAAGAGUAUAGUUGGAACGAGUCACUCACAUGGAGGUGCCAGGAAGAGUAUGGGCGGAUUGAGUCAUUCACAUGGUGGUGCCGUGGAGAAUUCGAAAGAAAUGAGUCAUUCACAUGGAGGUGCCGUGGAGAAUUCGGAUGGAAUGAGUCAUUCACAUAGAGAUGCCGUUGAGAAUUCGGAUGGAAUGAGUCAUUCCCAUGGAGGUGCCGUGGAGAAUUCGGAUGAAAUGAGUCAUUCACAUAGAGAUGCCGUUGAGAAUUCGGAUGGAAUGAGUCAUUCCCAUGGAGGUGCCGUGGAGAAUUCGGAUGAAAUGAGUCAUUCACAUAGAGAUGCCGUUGAGAAUUCGGAUGGAAUGAGUCAUUCCCAUGGAGGUGCCGUGGAGAAUUCGGAUGAAAUGAGUCAUUCACAUAGAGAUGCCGUUGAGAAUUCGGAUGGAAUGAGUCAUUCCCAUGGAGGUGCCGUGGAGAAUUCGGAUGAAAUGAGUCAUUCACAUAGAGAUGCCGUUGAGAAUUCGGAUGGAAUGAGUCAUUCCCAUGGAGGUGCCGUGGAGAAUUCGGAUGAAAUGAGUCAUUCACAUAGAGAUGCCGUUGAGAAUUCGGAUGGAAUGAGUCAUUCCCAUGGAGGUGCCGUGGAGAAUUCGGAUGAAAUGAGUCAUUCACAUAGAGAUGCCGUUGAGAAUUCGGAUGGAAUGAGUCAUUCCCAUGGAGGUGCCGUGGAGAAUUCGGAUGGAAUGAGUCAUUCCCAUGGAGGUGCCGUGGAGAAUUCGGAUGGAAUGAGUCAUUCCCAUGGAGGUGCCGUGGAGAAUUCGGAUGGAAUGAGUCAUUCCCAUGGAGGUGCCGUGGAGAAUUCGGAUGGAAUGAGUCAUUCCCAUGGAGGUGCCGUGGAGAAUUCGGAUGGAAUGAGUCAUUCCCAUGGAGGUGCCGUGGAGAAUUCGGAUGGAAUGAGUCAUUCUCAUGGAGGUGCCAUGAAGAGUACGGAUGGAAUUAGUCAUUCUCAUCUCAAUACCGUGGAAAAUAUGGAUGGAAUUAGUGAUUACCAUGAAAAUAAUACCACGGAUAAUAUGGAUGAAAUACAUGGGAAAACAGAGAAAAAUGCUUGGGAUAUACACGGGCACUCAAAAAAGAAUAAAACUAACAUUAUGAAAAAGGUUAUGCAUGAAAAGUCAAAAAAAUUGAAAGUCAAGAACAAUUAA